Molecule: messenger RNA, 250 nt
Organism: Linderina pennispora
Lineage: Eukaryota; Fungi; Kickxellomycota; Kickxellomycetes; Kickxellales; Kickxellaceae
Exons: 1
Coding region: 42-239 (65 amino acids)
Source: RefSeq, a predicted model, not a curated record
UUGUGCUUGAUAGUGGCUAUCCACAGAGUGUUCUUCAAGAGAUGACAGAGGAAAAAGAGCAGGAGGACUUUGGAAUGCAUAACUUUUGUUUGCCAAUUAGAAAGCAGAGAGGGGUAAACUUACUAGAAGCAGAAGUAGAGUACAAUUCCCAUCUUGGAUCAUUCCGUUUAAUGGUAGAAAACAUAUUUGGAGAACUAGGAACAACAUUCAAAAGGUUGUCAAAUAAGGAGAUUGUUUGAGUAAAGAAUAA